AUGGCUGCUGACCUAAGCACAAACAAAACAGAACGUUUUCCUGCCACGGAGAGUGCACUGGUCAGCGACGAAGCGCUAGACCUUUUCUUCUUGCUCAGCACCGGAGCUUUGCUUCCCACUUGCCUGCUCGGUAUCGCCACAAAUUGCCUGAACAUCAUCUCAUAUAAAAUUAUGGGAUUUCAAGACAGCGCAACCAGUUGCUUCUUUGCCCUGUCAGUGUCGGACCUAGGCUCUACCGUAAUCUUCCUAGCUAUCACACUCAGUUGCAUAAUAAAGAUCCAGUUUCCAGCCCUGCCCGUCAACAUAUUUGAUCUGGUCUAUGUCCUUUCGAGUGACUUAAGCAUGGUAUGUGAUAUAUCCAUUGUCUUAAAAACGUAUAUUGCAAUACAACAAGGCUGUUGUGUGGCGUUUCCCUUUCGCGUCAAGCAUUUGUUCACACGGAGAAAGACGACAGCGGUUAUCUUGUGUGUGUAUACGUUCUGUGUCGCAUGUUAUCUCCCUUCAUUGUGUCUGAAGUCGCUGCGUGCAGUAACACAUUCAUCAACGAACAGAACUGAAAUAUCUCUGUUUUUGAAGAACGGAUGGGUUCUUGCAGAUAGUUUUGUGAACUUCUUUAACAGAUCCGUUUUAAUUUGUACCUGCCAACUUUUAAUUCUGAUUUCCAUGAUUAUUAUCAUGUCUGGUUUAUCUGUCAGUUUACAAUAUCGACAACUUGCUUGGGUUGGGGAAUACUCAAAAACUAAAUCACACAGUAUGAGAAGGCUGCAUCUUCUAAGACAAGUUACAGUGUCUCUUAAAAUGGAAAGACAUAGAGGACACCAAGUAAGACAACACACAAGUCGUAAACAACAAGAAGCAGUUGGAACUCAACUUCUUUGGAGAAACAAGGAGUUGCGGGUGCUCAAACAAGUCACGUUGGUUUCGGGAAUCUUCUUCACCUGCAACAUUCCCGCUGUUAUAAUCUCAAUUGCAAAUCGAAUUGUACCAGAAUUCCGCUACAGGGAUAUAUACAGUAACCUCGUGUGGGUUUUAUUCGCUUGUAGCCACUUUGCUGGACUAAUCAGUUCCUCCACUACCUUCUUCAUCUACUGCAACUUUAAUUCUAAGUUUAUCAAAACGGUUGAAAAAUUAGUCGGGCAUUGUAGAAGACGCUAG
Molecule: messenger RNA, 1155 nt
Organism: Candidula unifasciata
Lineage: Eukaryota; Metazoa; Mollusca; Gastropoda; Stylommatophora; Geomitridae
Source: the annotation of a GenBank genome assembly